Messenger RNA from Saccostrea cuccullata (small rock oyster), 2234 nucleotides. Its product is annotated as maternal embryonic leucine zipper kinase-like. Gene Ontology annotation, biological process: intracellular signal transduction; protein phosphorylation. Bases 150 to 2153 code for a protein of 667 amino acids. Lineage: Eukaryota; Metazoa; Mollusca; Bivalvia; Ostreida; Ostreidae. Gene Ontology annotation, molecular function: protein serine/threonine kinase activity; ATP binding. Gene Ontology annotation, cellular component: cytoplasm. The transcript is spliced from 17 exons. The record is from RefSeq and is a predicted model, not a curated record.
UCAAACUUCGCAGGUGCCCCAAGGAAAACAAGAUCUGUUAACGAGUUCAUGUUAUCCUUAGGUAACAUUGCAAAUUGUUGCAUAGGAGUAAGAUUGAUUAUAACUACCUGACUACUUAUAUGUCAUUGUGGUGCCAGUUCUGAUCUACCAUGAGUCAGUUCACAGAGCUGCGUGGUUUGUACCACCUUAGGGAAACCAUUGGAUCAGGUGGAUUUGCAAAGGUGAAGUUAGCAUACCAUGCACUCACUGGAGAAAAAGUUGCCAUCAAGAUCAUGGACAAACGAUCUCUUGGAGAAGAUUUACCGAGAGUGAAAACCGAGAUAGAAGCCAUGAAGGACCUAUGUCAUCAACACAUUUGUAAACUUUACCAAGUGAUUGAGACAGAGACCAAGUUUUUCAUGAUUUUAGAGUAUUGUCCGGAGGGAGAGCUGUUUGAUUACAUUGUAUCUAAAGACAAGCUGUCAGAGGAAGAGGCCAGGAUAUUCUUCAGACAAAUUGUUUCUGCUGUAGCAUACAUACACAAUCGAGGAUAUGCCCACCGGGAUCUGAAACCAGAAAAUUUGUUAUUAGACGAGGAUCAGAAUUUAAAACUUAUCGACUUCGGUUUAUGUGCAAAACCUAAGGGAGGUAUGGACAGUCAGCUAUACACCUGUUGUGGAAGUCCAGCUUACGCUGCCCCAGAGCUUGUGUCGGGGAGGGAGUAUCUGGGAUCUGAGGCUGAUCUGUGGAGUAUGGGAAUUUUACUGUAUGCCUUACUCUGUGGUUAUCUUCCCUUUGAUGAUGAUAAAAUCCCAUCCUUGUAUAAAAAGAUACAGAGUGGGAAAUAUGAGACUCCAUCAUGGUUGUCAGAGGAAAGUAAAUCGCUGAUAACCUCAAUGUUACAAGUCGACCCUAAAAAACGAGUCACGAUACGAAACCUUCUCAACCACUCCUGGCUUAUGAGUGAGGUUCAGUGCCCCGUGGAAUGGCAAAGUAAAUAUAAGAGGUGCCUUGAUGAAGACUGCAUUACAGAGUUGGCUGUGCAUUAUGGAAAGACAAAGAAAGAAAUGGAAGCAGCUGUUUCUGAGUUUAAGUUUGAUUACCUAACAGCCACAUACUUCCUCCUUCUUGAAAAGAAAAUGAAAGGACGACCUGUCAGACUUCUAAAUAAAGUCAGGCAUGAUGGAUCAAGCCGGGAAAAGAGAAGUCACAGUGCGGAUGAUGCAGCCUGUUAUGAACUUGUGUAUUCGCCAAGACUGGCAGCAUCAGAAAGAAUAGAAUCUCCUGUGAACCACAGCAACAGAAAAGACCUCGGGCCCCGCCCCACAACCUACGGGGGCUGUGAGGACAGGGGAAGAAUUAGAGCCCGAGAGAGACUUCCAUUCUCAUCUAAAGAGGAACAGGAAAAUGAGAAAAACUCUGUUAUUUCUAGACAGAAGAGUAAAGAUGACAAAGAAAACUUUGCUGUUCCUCUGACUCCAGGUAUAAAGACUCCGAAACCAAAAACUGCAAAGACGCCUUAUCAACAGCUGCUGAUACCACCAUCUAAACCUAGGUCACCUCUAAUGGCCAAACAGUUAAUACCCACAUCACUUGAUGAUACAUUAUCCCCAGGUAAAGCAGACAGUUCAGUAAUAAAUACAACCCUUUCUCCCUCUCGAUCUUAUGAUUCUCAGCUCAAUAGACUACCAGAGCAACUAACACCACUUAGUGCAAACAAAAGAAAACGUGUGAUAAACUCUAAUAGGGCUGCCUCUGCUGACGGACUAGAAGGCGAUUUCACCCCCAAAUCCAGGAAAGCCUCGGUGUUCGGAAGUUUAGAGAGGAUGUUUAAUAUGCUGACCCCCAAAAAACAGAACAAGUCAACUUCUGAUGGCCCUAGGAAAGUCAAGGCUUUACACAACAUAUUCCGAACAAAUGAAACCAAUUCUGAGUUUGUGUUAGGAAGACUAAAGGAGGUGGUGGAGGAGAAAUGUAUACCCUACAAACAGAGCGAUUACACACUUCGCUGCACAGUGAUGAGUGACUGGUCCCGCGUACAACUGGCCUUUGACCUUGAGAUCUGUACUUUACCCAAGGUUCCUUACAUAGGAAUCUGUAGGAAGAGGGUAAAAGGAGACACCUGGCAUUAUAAGAAGCUCUGUGAAGAUAUACUAGCUUCCUGUAAACUGUAAGUCUUAUCCUGGAAAUAAAACUUGGUUGUGAUUAAUCUCAGUUCUCUACAAAGUGGGAAACAGAUAGGACCCAAGGGAAGG